Messenger RNA from Aspergillus homomorphus CBS 101889, 1273 nucleotides. RefSeq lists its product as uncharacterized. Gene Ontology annotation, biological process: tRNA wobble uridine modification. Bases 103 to 1212 code for a protein of 369 amino acids. Lineage: Eukaryota; Fungi; Ascomycota; Eurotiomycetes; Eurotiales; Aspergillaceae. The transcript has 3 exons. The record is from RefSeq and is a predicted model, not a curated record. Gene Ontology annotation, cellular component: elongator holoenzyme complex.
CCAAAGGAGGCCUCAGGACACGCGGAGCAAGGACUGCCUACAAGCGCGCUUCCCAUACUGAGCUAUAUAGUCAUCGCGCGACCUCCGACCAGCGACACAGCAAUGCCCAGCCAACCGCCCCUCCCUCCGCUCCUCACACCCUACGUCUCGUCCCUACCCCCCUCCUCUCUCACCCUCCUCUCCUCCGUCCUCGGCGCAACAGGGAACUGGCUUGUUCUACGAUUCCUACAUGCGGCGCUGAGUGCACCAUCCACCCCCGACUCCGCAUUCAGCUUCGGCGAAGGCAAAAAUGGAAAGAAGCAAAAAGUGGUGCUCGUGAGUUUCCUGCGGGGUUGGGAAUUCUGGCGCUCGGAAGCAAAAAGAUUGGGCUUGGAUCUUGCCCGUCUCACCGAUAAACGCCAAUUCGCCUUCGUCGACGGCUUGUCCGAACUCUUCUCCGCCCCGACGACGCCAACAACCACCACCACCACCAUCACGCAGACCCCUCCUCCCUCCCAACCCUCACUCCGCGGUGGCCCUAUCCCCCAGCGGACAGUCCUCCCUGCCCGAUCUGCACCAGGUCCAAUUCCGGCACGAGGACCGCAACUCGCACCACGACCUGCGGCCACGGCCCCAGCGCCGUCAGUUCCAUCGGCCCCGCGAGAGAUCGGUCCAGUCAAGCGCCUGCACUGGUCCGGCAAUGGAGCGACAGCCCUUGAGAAGCUCGAGAAGGAUAUCGCGGACGUGGUGGAGCAACUGUGGGCGACGGCUGCCACGACGGAGGGAGGGGAAGAGUCGGAGGUGUUGUUGAUCCUCGACGCACCGGACCUGCUCCUGGCUGCGACGGGUCCCAACAAGGGUGUGGGAGCUACCGAGAUGAGCGACUGGGUGAUGGGCUUACAGCAGUACGUCCAUGCCACCGUCAUGACACUCGCAGCGGACUCGCCGCUGAUACACAACACUUCGGCGUUCGGGCAUCAGAUGGCCACUCCGCUCGAGACUGAACAUGCCGCGUUUGCGAUCGGUUCGGCCCACCGGGCGCACAUGGUGAUGCAGUUGCGGAAUCUGGAGACGGGUGCUGCGCGGGAUGUGAGUGGGGUGCUGAGGGUGAGUAAGGGAGGCGCGUGGGGGCAGAGGGAUAACGCCGAUGAAGACGGCGUGUGGGAAGAGAGAGAAGUCUUGUACUUUAUCCAGCGGGAUGGUGGGGUCAGCGUCUUUGGACGGGGAGAGUAGAUCGGUGCCCCUGGGACUAUAGUAAGGCAUCAGUGCAAAGCAAAGUAUUGAUUGCGGGCGU